Molecule: messenger RNA, 849 nt
Organism: Fusarium odoratissimum NRRL 54006
Lineage: Eukaryota; Fungi; Ascomycota; Sordariomycetes; Hypocreales; Nectriaceae
Exons: 2
Coding region: 1-849 (282 amino acids)
Source: RefSeq, a predicted model, not a curated record
AUGACGAACAAGAAUACCAUCACGACCACCAGCUUUUUCGAUGUGACGAUCUCAAGAAAGCCAGGCUUUACGGCGAUUGGUGAUUCAAAGGAAAUGGAAUCCCCUGACGGAAAAGCGAAAACUUCAAAGAUCGGCAAAGACGCUCGCCUGUUUUCACAUCCUCUGGGAGUGUACUGCACUGAAGAUAUGCCGAUAAAGAAGACGGUGACUUCCACCAGCUUCAGAGUGCAGACUCAAAACGCCACCAAGCAUUCUACCAAGACACACACAUUGACUUGCAGGACAACCAUUGUGGAGACCCAGUAUCCUUCGGGCCUUGACACCACCGUGACUACCACAGUUCGUCCUAUCGAGACGGUAUUUGUCAGCCCGACGAGAACUAGAAUCGUUAACGAGACGGUCACCCUCGAGAGACAAAUACCCCGAAACACCCACUACCACGUCUGCUCCAAGCCCGGCAAAAACAUCCUCGGCUGGGCGCCCGACAGGCGCAUGAUCAGGGAAUGGACCCACCAAGACCACGAGGUAAACCCAACUGAAGUAAAAGUUGGCGAUUAUAUCUCCUGUUGCAACGAGUGCAUGAAGCGGCCAUUCUGCCAAAUCAGCUUCUUCGGCAAGCCACCCGACGCAACCAGAGAUGUACCGGAGUCCUGCUACAUGUACAUCACGCAAAACAGGAAUCAGUGCCUCGACGGGGCGCAGCCGGUGUAUGCAAAAUAUAUCGGUGACGGUAAGCAGGCGCAGCUGAUGGGCUUCAAUAGCUGGGAAGCGCCUUAUUAUACUUUCAGCAAUGGGCCGUGCGGGCAGUUGAAGUAUGGAGGGCAGCUUCCGUUGGUUUGGUGGAGGUAA